This is a messenger RNA of Malaya genurostris, 932 nucleotides long. RefSeq lists its product as uncharacterized. The transcript is spliced from 2 exons. NCBI's taxonomy places the organism in Eukaryota, Metazoa, Arthropoda, Insecta, Diptera, Culicidae. The record is from RefSeq and is a predicted model, not a curated record. The coding region runs from base 13 to 870 and encodes 285 amino acids.
UACAUCGAUACGAUGAACUACUAUCUAGCAUUGGUGGGCAUACUAUGUCUCGUGGGCGGAAUUCGGGCCGCUACACUGAACGACACGAUUAACGGUAACGUUACCCUUGCAAUAACAAAUUUGAAUACAACGAUCAAUACCGUUAACGCCACGAUCACCGCCGCCGACAAAAACACCUUGAAGGCGUGGGCCAAUUGGGGAUACGUUUUGACAUUAAAUUUAACUGCUAUAAACAAAACUUUGAGUAACACAAGCGUGGAUCUUUCCACACUCACUAGCGCCCUUAGCAGUUUAAAUAGUUCAUAUUCUCCUACGCUGAUGGGAAGUGAUAACACUUUGAUAGGAUCCGUGUUUCCGACGAUUUCACAACAAAUUCAACAACUCGGAAACCAGCUUAUAGUAGCGGCGAACAAUAUUUCUUCGCAGGUUUCUUGUGCCAAUGAUUUUGCCGCAAACUGUCUCAAGAAGUACAGUGCCAAUCUGACUUCAGUCCCGUUCAGCCGUUUCAGCGAUUGUGUAACAGCUGGAAACAAUCGAAUCGCUCAGAUCGGUGUUAACAUAAGCAGUCAAAUCAACGCAUCGCUAGCCAACUCCCAGACAUAUUUAAACAUGAUUUCGUUAUGUAACAUGCCGUCACCCCCAGCGGCUAACGGGCGCUAUCAGACAUCGGCCCAGUGUAUGAGCCAGUUCCUCGGAUCGAUCUCCCAAUUCCUUCAACCGAGCAUGGCUCUUGACACGGUCCGCUAUACGCAACUGACGAUGGUCUACUACCAAAUCCAACGUUGCGCUUCGCUUGUCCUAGCCGACCUUCUGGACGCAUCGGAUCGAGUGCAGGCAAGCUUCUAUAGUUGUUUGUCCACCGGAAAGUAAGUCAAACAUUAACCUCCUGUACUACAAUCUUGCGUUAGCCAAUAAAUUAUCACUCGUAUGAA